UAUCAGCAUUUUCAUUGACCGCGUAGUUUACAGUGGUUAUAGCAAUCUAACAAACCAAAGUGUAAGCGUUGGAGGUAAUAUCUCUUUCUUAAAACCUAAAGAAAACUGUCUGGAGGUUUCUUUCCCAUCAACGACGGCCGUCGAAUUCUGUGAGAAGAAAGAAAUGCUGUCCUUCGUUGUAACUCCUGGAGAUGAUUAUAAGAAUGCCACGAAAGGUUUGCUGGGAACUUGGAAUGAUAACCCGGAUGACGACUACACGUUGCCUGAUGGGACGGUUCUACAAUCCUCCUCAUCGUUUAGAGAGAUUCAUUUCAAGUUUGGUGUUAAGUGGCAAAUUAAUCAAUCCCAGUCCUUAUUCGCCUACGCUAAAAAUGAAAGCGUGGACACGUUUGCUAAGCUGGAUUUCGAGCCCAUGUUUGCUGAUAACAUCAAGUGGCAUAACGACAGCUUAAGGCUCAAAGCUGAAGCUCAGUGUGGAGAUGAUUAUGAAUGCUUGUUUGACGUGGCAUCCACAAGAGACCUGUCUAUUGGCAUGGUAACAAAAGAUAUUAAUAUUCAGUUGGUCAAUGAGUCAAACAUUCUUGACAAUUUUCCACCCAAGAUAAUAAACAAUUCAAGCUCAAUAAACGCCACCUAUAAUUCAACUGUUCAGUUGGACAUCAUAGCGGAAGACACCGAUACGAUUACAUUUAGAGUGUUUAACGUACCCCCAGGCGCCACGGUGAACCAAAGUGGAAACGUGCUUCAUUUCACUUGGCUUGUUACAUCAACACGAAAGUUCAACUUAUCGUUUGUUGCUACUGACGACAAAGGUGCGAGCACAACCUGGAGUCCCACGAUUAAUAUGUGCGUCUGCUCUCAUGGUGGACAGUGCGUCUCACCAGAUGAAGGCGACCCAGUCAACACUGAUAGUAGAUUUGUUUACAUGGGAUGCGCAUGUCAGGGAGGUUACACAGGAAGGUUCUGUGACAGUGACAUUGACGCCUGCGAGAUGAAUGGUCAGCCGUGUUACGCAGGUGUGGAGUGCAUUGAUCUUCCUCCUCCAGCUAAUGCCAGUGGAUACACAUGCGGACCUUGUCCAACCGGUUAUACCGGAAGUGGCGCCCAGUGUGCAGAAUUCGAUGAAUGCCAGAGCAAUAAUUCAAACAACUGUGAACAAAUCUGUGUCAAUGUCCCGGGGUCCUAUUUAUGUGAUUGUCGUGAAGGAUACAAGCUCAAUGACGAUGGAAGAAGCUGUGACGAUAUCAAUGAAUGUGAGUUACGAAAUAACUGCACACAGCUGUGUGUGAACAAUCAGGGGAGUUACACCUGUUCUUGUAACCAGUAUUUUGAAAUAGAUCCCGCUGACUGGACAAAUUGUGUGGCCACAAAUCCAUGUUUGUCUGGUCAUGGCUGUUCACAAUUUUGCUUCAAAGGAAGUGAAGGCCAACCAACUUGUGCAUGCUUUGCUAACUACAGGUUGGAGAGCGAUGGAAAGACGUGCAAAGAUAUCGAUGAAUGUGACCCAGAAAAACCUCUCCAUCAAUGUGCUCAGAAUUGUGAGAAUAUCCCUGGAAGUUACAAGUGCUUAUGCCAGAAAGGAUUUGAACUGAGCAAAGAUGGUUACGAUUGUCAAGGUCUGGCCAAGGACGAUACUCCUCCCACCCCAGUGCUGCCAAUACCACGACAACCUUCAGAGAUGGAACGGGAACAGGCUGUACAGAUAUCAGUUGCAACUAAGGAUGAUGUGAGUGAUUAA
Molecule: messenger RNA, 1738 nt
Organism: Orbicella faveolata
Lineage: Eukaryota; Metazoa; Cnidaria; Anthozoa; Scleractinia; Merulinidae
Biological process (GO): cell-matrix adhesion
Molecular function (GO): calcium ion binding
Source: RefSeq, a predicted model, not a curated record